AACAUUGAAACGGUGUAACAUCGACUAUCUUGAGAACAACCUGUUUAUUGAUGUUGGUGGUUAUCCAGUCAGAUAAAAAGUUACAGAUUGCCAGAUAACAAAAUUAGUAGAGACGCUAGAUUUCUAGUUAUUAAGCUGUUGUCUGCUCUGUCGGGCAGUAUUGAGCAGUACUAACUACGUGGGUGCUGAUGGUGAAAAGUGUCGUCGUUCAACAUGAUUCUGCGUACAAUUGUGUUUUAUGUUUUUGUGUUUUGUGGAUCAGCUCUCGGUCAGAAUUCUGGCGAACCAUGCAUUGCUGUGAGAAAAUCAACUCGGGGUGUCUGUAAGGCUCUUUCAGAUUGUCCAGAUAUAAUAAUGGAUGUCCGAAAACAACUUUCAUACAGUCGAUGCGGUUUUGAAGGACGAAGUGAAAUCGUUUGCUGUCCAAACACUGCUAUUCCUGCACCACCAACUUCAGGAUCACAACCGAAUAACCGUGCUCCACUGCCAUCAAAUCCAGCAUCAUCAUCGAGUAAUGGUGAUACAUUAAGCCAGCGCAAGUGCAAAGAAUACCAAGAAGCCAUAUAUGAAUACAUUUAUUCCAUCAGUUUGGAUUUGAAUGCUAAGAAGAACAGGAUAAAGGUAGACAAAUGUGGCCAUAAAACGGUGCCCUUGAUUGUGGGAGGUGAGUUCGCCAAACUUCGCGAAUUCCCACACAUGGCGCUGCUUGGGUACGAGCAGACCGAUGGUUCCACUGCAUGGUCUUGUGGAGGAACUUUGAUAAGUGAUCAGUAUGUACUGACUGCUGGUCACUGUUUACGCACCCGAAGAGGUCCACCGAAAUACAUCCUGCUUGGAGAAUUGGAUAUUCUUUCGGACACGGACGGAGUAAAACCGGAGACGUUCAGCGUUGCGAACAUCAUCCCUCAUCCAGAUUACAAAACCACUUCAAAGUACAAUGACAUUGGUUUGGUGAAAAUGGAUAAAAAGGUAAAUCUGACUCCAUUCAUUCGACCAGCGUGCCUGCCAACGGAAUUUGGAGGUCCCGAGACUCAGGCUAUAGCGACCGGGUGGGGUGACAAAGAAUGGAACUCGAAAAAAGGUUCCAGUCAGCUAUUAAAGGUUACUUUGACGAAAUUCACUCAUCGCGAUUGUAAUAAGACUUACGAGACUGAAAUAAGUACUCGGUUGGAAGAUGGCAUCCGAGAGGAAACUCAGAUUUGCGCAGGAUCGAAGACGAAGAGAGAGGAUACUUGUCAAGGUGAUAGCGGCGGUCCACUUCAAGUAUACUCCAGUUUGUACUGUAUGUACACUAUUAUAGGGGUGACCUCCUUUGGCAUCACUUGCGGUGAAGUUAACGUCCCAGGUGUCUACACUCGUGUCUAUCCAUACGUUUCCUGGAUUGAGAAUCAAGUUUGGAGAAACGAAUAAGUAAAUAUCAAGUUCAUUGCGCUGGUGAUAUUUUCACAGUAUAACGGGAAAGGAUUAAGCUGAUGUUCUUCCAAUUCAGAAAAUUUUGAAUAAAACGUAAUUGUGAAAAAACUGUCAAAUUUGGCCU
Messenger RNA from Hermetia illucens (black soldier fly), 1537 nucleotides. Its product is annotated as venom protease-like. The record is from RefSeq and is a predicted model, not a curated record. The coding region runs from base 214 to 1410 and encodes 398 amino acids. NCBI's taxonomy places the organism in Eukaryota, Metazoa, Arthropoda, Insecta, Diptera, Stratiomyidae. The transcript is spliced from 5 exons. Gene Ontology annotation, molecular function: serine-type endopeptidase activity. Gene Ontology annotation, biological process: proteolysis.